Molecule: messenger RNA, 4130 nt
Organism: Amborella trichopoda
Lineage: Eukaryota; Viridiplantae; Streptophyta; Magnoliopsida; Amborellales; Amborellaceae
Source: RefSeq, a predicted model, not a curated record
CCUCAGGUUCUCUCUCUCUCUCUCUAAAUCUCUGUCUUCUCUGUCUCUUCCCUGUACCUCUCUCUCAUCACGCGUUGAAUUUAUGCUUUAGAUUCUUCUCGCAGUCUCCACUUGUGCAUUUGAUUUCUCACCUGCUCGUCCCCAUCGAUCGACAUCAGCCAGGUAAAUUUCUCCCAUUUGUAAGAAGGAGUCCAACACAUACACAUCACAGAUAAAGAAAACACCCCACAUUGAUAAAAGAUUGAAAAAAGGAAAACUGUGGUGUUGUUUUUCUGUAUAUUGGGUUCAAUGGAGGUGGCCCUUCAUGGUUUAAAAGUGUUGGAAACUGUGAAUCGGGCGCUGGGGCAUUGAGAUUUUGAGGCUUGUGUAUUAUAAGCUUUUGGCCAUGGACACCAAUGGCCGUCUGGUUGCUGGUUCUCACAAUAGAAACGAGUUCGUAGUCAUCAAUGCAGAUGAGCCGAAGCCAUUGAGAGAAUUGAGUGGACAGACAUGUCAGAUUUGUGGCGAUGAGAUUGAGAUAACAGUGGAUGGAGAGGCAUUUGUCGCAUGUAAUGAAUGUGCAUUCCCUGUGUGUAGACCAUGUUAUGAGUAUGAGAGACGAGAGGGAAAUCAGGCCUGCCCGCAAUGUAAAACCAGAUACAAGCGUCACAAAGGUAGCCCUAGGGUGGAAGGGGAUGAGGAAGAAGAAGAUGUAGAUGAUAUUGAAAAUGAAUUUGAUUUGGGCGGAUGGGAUUGGAGAGAUUCACAAUGUGAUGCAGCGGCUAUAUUUCAUGGUCGACUCAACUUUGGGCGUGGGAGUGAUGGAGGAGCUGGGAUAGAAGCUCGGCCUUUGGAUUCUGUUACUCCUGGUGUCCCUCUUCUCACAUAUGGACAGGAGGAUGCUGGAAUUUCACCUGAUCAUCAUGCUCUUAUUGUACCUUCGCUUAUGGGUCGUGCCAAACGCAUACAUCCGAUGCCAUGUCCUGAUCUAUCGUUGCCACCAAGACCCAUGGAUCCUAACAAGGACUUAGCAGUGUAUGGUUAUGGAAGUGUGGCAUGGAAGGAUCGUGUUGAGGAGUGGAAGAAGAGACAAGAUAAGCUGCAGAUGGUUAGACACCAAGGUGGGGGUGGAGGCGGCUCUGAUGCUGAUGCCCCAGAUGAUACUGAAUUUCCUGGGUCAGAUGAAGGUAGGCAACCUCUCUCUAGGAAGUUGCCUAUCCCUUCCAGCAAAAUCAAUCCGUAUAGAUUGAUUAUCCUGCUCCGGCUUGUGGUGCUCGGCUUCUUCUUCCAUUAUAGGCUUCUUCAUCCUGUUUCAGAUGCAUAUGGUCUAUGGCUUACAUCAGUUAUUUGUGAAAUAUGGUUUGCUGCAUCAUGGAUUUUGGACCAAUUCCCAAAGUGGUAUCCCAUUGUACGAGAGACAUAUCUGGACCGUUUGUCCUUAAGGUAUGAGAAAGAAGGGAAACCCUCAGAGCUAGCAGAUAUAGAUAUCUUUGUGAGUACAGUGGAUCCCUUGAAAGAACCGCCGCUAAUAACAGCAAACACUGUAUUAUCGAUUCUUGCUGUGGACUAUCCCGUAGAGAAAGUUGCAUGCUAUGUAUCCGAUGAUGGUGCUGCUAUGCUUACCUUUGAAGCUCUUUCAGAAACAUCUGAAUUUGCAAGGAAGUGGGUCCCAUUUUGCAAGAAGUUCAGUAUUGAGCCCCGGGCACCAGAAUGGUACUUUGCUCAGAAAAUUGAUUAUCUGAAAAACAAAGUUCAUCCGGCUUUCGUGAGAGAGAGACGUGCGAUGAAGCGUGAGUAUGAAGAGUUUAAGGUUCGUAUCAAUGGGUUGGUUGCCAUGGCUCAGAGGGUUCCUGAAGAUGGUUGGACCAUGCAAGAUGGAACUCCAUGGCCUGGGAAUAAUGUCCGGGACCAUCCUGGGAUGAUACAGGUUUUCCUUGGCCACAAUGGAGUUUGUGAUGUCGAAGGCAAUGAGCUACCUCGACUUGUUUAUGUCUCACGUGAGAAGAGGCCUGGAUUUGAUCACCACAAGAAAGCAGGUGCUAUGAAUGCUCUGGUUCGGGUCUCAGCAAUUAUAUCCAAUGCUCCGUACCUUUUGAACGUGGAUUGUGAUCAUUAUAUAAAUAACAGCAAGGCCAUUCGAGAGGCCAUGUGCUUCAUGAUGGACCCAACUUCGGGGAAGAAAGUUUGUUACGUGCAGUUCCCUCAGAGGUUUGAUGGAAUUGAUAGGCACGACAGAUAUGCAAACCGCAACAUUGUGUUUUUUGAUAUCAACAUGAAGGGGCUUGAUGGGAUUCAGGGCCCCAUUUAUGUGGGAACAGGCUGUGUUUUCAGAAGACAAGCUCUCUGUGGAUAUGAUGCUCCUCUUAAGGUAAAGCCCCCAGGAAAGACUUGCAACUGUUGGCCAAAAUGGUGCUGUUUAUGCUGUGGAUCUAGGAGGAAAAACAAUAAGGUGAAGCCGAAGGAGAAGAAGAAGACAAAGCGAAGAGAGGCUUCUCCACAGAUACAUGCUUUGGAAGAUAUCGAGGAGGGGAUUGAAGGAAUCAACAGCAAAAAGUCGUCCUUGAUGUCACAGAAAAAGUUUGAGAAAAAAUUCGGGCAAUCCCCUGUUUUUAUUGCAUCUACUCUCCAAGAAAAUGGUGGGAUACCCCCUAGUGUCAGCUCUGCGUCACUCUUGAAAGAAGCCAUUCAUGUCAUUAGCUGCGGUUACGAGGAUAAAACUGAGUGGGGAAAGGAGGUUGGUUGGAUAUACGGGUCAGUUACUGAGGAUAUCCUUACUGGCUUUAAGAUGCACUGCCAUGGUUGGAGGUCUGUUUACUGCAUACCUUCAAGACCAGCAUUCAAGGGGUCAGCUCCAAUCAACCUCUCAGACCGUCUCAACCAAGUUCUUCGUUGGGCACUUGGGUCUGUUGAGAUCUUCUUGAGCAAACACUGCCCCAUAUGGUAUGGUUAUGAUGGUGGCUUGAAAUGGUUGGAGCGUCUCUCUUACGUCAACUCAGUUGUGUACCCAUUUACAUCUCUUCCCUUGAUCGCAUACUGUACGUUACCAGCAGUUUGCCUUAUCACUGGGAAAUUCAUCAUCCCUGAGCUUAGCAACUAUGCGAGUAUAGUGUUCAUGGCCCUCUUCAUCUGUAUAGCUGCUACAGGUGUGCUAGAGAUGCAGUGGGGUCAUGUGGGGAUCGAUGAAUGGUGGAGAAAUGAACAAUUCUGGGUGAUUGGAGGUGUCUCGUCUCACCUUUUUGCCCUCAUCCAAGGUUCGCUCAAGGUUCUUGCUGGUGUUGACACGAGCUUCACUGUUACAUCCAAAGGAGGAGACGAUGGGGAGUUCUCUGAUCUCUACCUCUUUAAAUGGACUUGGCUUCUCUUACCUCCCAUGACAAUACUCAUAAUUAACAUUAUUGGGGUAGUAGCUGGCCUUGCCAAUGCAAUCAACAAUGGCUAUGAGUCGUGGGGCCCACUGUUUGGGAAGCUCUUCUUUGCAUUUUGGGUAAUUGUUCAUCUCUACCCUUUCCUCAAGGGUAUGAUGGGGAAACAAAACAGGACACCCACCAUCAUUGUGGUGUGGUCCAUCCUAUUGGCCUCUAUCUUCUCCCUCUUGUGGGUUCGGAUCAAUCCUUUCCUAGCCAAAUCAGAUGGGCCUUUGUUGGAAGUGUGUGGAUUGGAUUGCGAUUAAGUCAGAGAGGUGAGCGUAUGGGGAAGAAUUAUGGUUUCAUGACCACAAGAGUGGUGGACGAGCUAUUUUUUGCAGAAGGGUUGAUGAUUCUUAGGCUGACCAGGUAGUGGUUUGGCCUGUGUAGAUAAAGAGAAAGAUGGCUGACGGGCUCUGAUUUUUAAUUUGGUUGUUGUUCCAUUUAUUCUUUGGUUAUAUAUAAUAUAUAUAUAUAUGUAUGUCUCGUCAAAUUUCAAAAAGGUCAAGAGAAAUUAAGUGAUGGUUUCAUGAGUUCUUAGAGUCUGCAAUUGUAAGAACAAUUACGUUUGGCCCCUGUGGGGUGAUAAUUAUUUCUUCUCAAUAAGGGCAGGUUACAUAGAGUUAUCGUCUUAGAGUUGUUCCUUUGGGUUAUGGAUAUUAAUUUUUGGGGGAUUUGUCAUCAGAGCCAGUACCACAUUGGAAUGUGUUUUGCGAUGGAAAAUGCUGUCUUUUUGUAUUGCUUGCA